GCAUGCGCGCGGGGCUGCUCUGGAAAGGGCCAGAAGAGGCGGGGCUGGGUCAGGUGACGCGAGCGCCUCGAGCUGGGGCCGUUGGAGCUGUAACGGCCGGGCCCGGGCCUGAGGGAGGCGCCAUGGCUACCACCGUCAGCACCCAGCGGGGACCGGUAUAUGUUGGUGAGCUUCCUCAAGAUUUUCUUCGCAUUACUCCAACCCAGCAGCAACAGCAAAUCCAACUGGAUGCCCAAGCAGCUCAACAGCUACAGUAUGGAGGACCAAUGGGUACAGUAGGCAGACUCAGCAUUACUGUGGUACAGGCAAAAUUGGCAAAGAACUAUGGAAUGACCCGCAUGGAUCCAUACUGUCGAAUACGUCUGGGGUAUGCUGUGUAUGAAACCCCCACAGCACAUAAUGGAGCCAAGAACCCCCGCUGGAACAAAGUUAUUCAGUGCACUGUUCCCCCGGGUGUGGAUUCUUUUUACCUAGAGAUAUUUGAUGAGCGAGCCUUUUCAAUGGAUGACCGCAUUGCUUGGACGCACAUUACAAUUCCUGAGUCUCUGAAACAAGGAAAUGUGGAGGAUGAAUGGUAUAGCCUGAGUGGAAGGCAGGGUGAUGACAAAGAAGGAAUGAUUAAUCUGGUGAUGUCAUACACGUCAUUGCCAGCAGCCAUGAUGAUGCAGCCCCAGCCAGUGGUCCUGAUGCCUACUGUAUACCAGCAAGGAGUGGGAUAUGUGCCUAUAGCAGGGCUUGAGUACUUUGCUUUGGGGAUGCCUGCAGUCUGCAAUCCAGACAUGAUACCUGUGGCAAUACCACCUCCUGCAGUCAAUCCUCAGCACCUGUGUAACGAAGAGGACCUGAAGUCUAUCCAGGACAUGUUUCCCAACAUGGACAGAGAAGUUAUCCGCUCAGUGUUAGAAGCUCAGAGGGGGAACAAGAAUGCAGCUAUCAAUUCCUUGCUUCAGAUGGCUGAAGAAUCAUAAAUCCCCACUUCCUGCAUUCUCCCUGCCCUCAAUGCCACUUAUUUUUACUUGCCAAGCCAGGGAUUUAGCUAGAGGAAGAAUUUCCUAACAGUUUUCUGUUAGUGCAUCCUACGUGGAAGAUUAUACCCCCUUUCCUCCUUGGACAUUUGGAUCUUUUCACCUUCUUUCUCUACCUAUACAUACUCAGUUUAGUGUAUGCCCUACAGUACAGCAUUGAAGCAUCUUCACUAUCAGCUGUGCCCUGUGUGGCUGUAUUCUGAUGGGGGAUAGGAAGUAAUGCUGAUUUUUUUCCUUUCUCUCCCCCUUUUCAAAAACUUCUUCUUAAAAAGUAACUCUAUGCAGUACAGGAUUUACUACUGUUCGUUAGAUUGAAAAAAAAUUGCUUUUCCAUUGAAGGGUUUGCUUUUUAAAAAUAAUGAAUUUGUUAAAGUAUUUAGGUUUAAUCAAGCAACCUGUUUCUGCCAGAAAUUAAAAGAAAGGCCUUUUCCUUGUCCUGUGGUGGUUAGUUAUUGCUGUGAUACUUUCAAUUGUUUUUGAUUGAUAGAAGUUUUUUGAUUUUAAAUAAGCUAAAUGUUUAGGUUACACUGUUGCUAUUUGUAAUGACCAUCUUUUGAUAUAGUCAUCAAGCACCAAGGCAGUAUGUUAGCUGGUGUGUAUUUUGGAGCUUUAUCCUGCAAUAUAGUAUGGUCAUGUAUCUGUAAAAUCUUAACAGGUAACUUUUCAACUUAGAUGGUCUGUACUGCUGUAGCAGAGAACAGAACCCUAAUGUAUUCCCACUGCGAAUUGCGCUCUUAAGUACUACUACUUCUGCGUUCCCAUGGCUAUUCAAAAACAUGAGUGCAGAAGGAAAGAUUUUGUACCUGAGAAAUUAAUGAAGCUGUAAAGAACUACUUACAAUAUUGUCAUUUAUUUAAAAAAAAAAAAAAAAAAAAGGAAAAAUCUAUGAUCUGGCUUCUUUAUGUUUCAGCAAAGUUAUAAUCUAUUAUAUUAGGAAAAACUAUUACAUUCUAUUCAUGUAAUUUGAAAUCAGAAGCAUAAAAAAUAGCUUCAGAAUCUUUGAAUGGCAUUAUGAGUUGCCCAGUGACUUACUAAUUAUGGUUGCUGUAAUCACAGAAUGGCUGAGGUUGGAAGGGACCUCUGGAGGUCAUCUGGUCCAACCCAAUUUAUUACGAUUUGAUGCAGAUAGAAAUAAAUUCUUUGUGGGAGACAAUGUAACAUACCUGAAUUAGUCUGAUCCUCCGAGGAGGUUAGAGGUUGCUUGUAUUUAUUAUUAGUGUUAAUUCUUCAGAUAACAGUUCAUCUUGGAACUGCAGAAUGUUACAGAACUCACCAGUUACCAACUUACCAGUUGGUUAAGUUUCUGCAGUGUCUUUGUGUAGAUGGUAAAGUAAUGCACUUUAAGUAGUAUACACCAGUUUAUUUUUUCCAAUGAUGUGCAAUGUUGCUGUUUUAUCUUUUUGAUUGUUUGUGUUCAAAUACUUUCUAUGAUAGCCAUACUCUUUUAUAUUUUCAAGAGUUGGAAUGAAUGUACACUUGAAAUCCAGGCUCUUGAGUGAUUCAUGAGAACUUUAAAGCCAGGUUUGGAAUAGGGAAAAGGGAUCCUAAUUCUCUUCUUCCCACACUUUGUUGCAUGUCCCACACUUAAAAUAUUCUUUUUCAUAACUGCUGAAAAGCUGAUUUUCCCACCUACAUUUAAGAAGCCUUUUGGUAGCACUGAUGGUAGAGUAUGAAUAUUUAUUUUUUUAUGAUUAAAAAUGAUACUGAAACUUUUAAAAUAUAGUACCAAAAAUCAUCCCAGUUCCUGAUCUUUUAAAGCUGUCUUUUCAUAAAGUACAAUUAUACGUUUUGUUACAAAUCCCCUAUGGUCUUAAAUUUACCUUUGAGAGCCUAAAUGUCUAUACAUCUUCCCAUUGUAUUUCAACAAUGAGAUUCAAGGCUGAAGUUUCUUUGUGCUUUAGUAGUAGAGUCACCACAUCUUGUUUUUCUAAACUAAAACGGGUGUUCAUCAAGAAACUAGUCUUGUACGUUCCCUGCAAUCACUGUAAAUUUUGUGGUUGAAUAGGUGUGGAGGUAUUUGGUCUUUAUCUUCAUAGCACAGAGACUUGUGACAUCAUUAAUCAAGAGGGUAAAUCUUGGUAAAGAUCUAAUGCUUAGCUAUGUCCAGGAAAAGUCCCUUGCUCUAACUUACUCUGCAUGAAUUGAUAGGGAUGGAACAAUUCAGGGAAAAUGUAUAUAUUUAAAUUUUUAUAUUUAAAUGUUGGGAUCUGCUAUAACAGCUUUUUAUAAAAGUAACCAGUUGUGGUUCAACUUAAUGGCUGGUAAAUUGUACUGCAUCCUAUUACAGCUCUAUUUCAAGCAGAGAAUAAACACCUUUCAAUUCUAACAAUCAGGAGAGAUAAGUGAGAAUGUUAGCUGGACUUACUCAUGUACAAAGUUCCAGGCCUCUGAGCGAGCUAUAGCUCCUAUUCUUAGUUCUUUUUGUUGGUAUUGGUGGCUUGUUUUAUGUAAUUGUUAGGCAAAACAGGUUUGGUAUGAGUUGAAGAUUGGACAUGUAGGAGCGAUAUGGCCAGUAGAGGGAUUUCUGCAUGUUAAACUACACUUAAAUAUUCUGGGGAUUUGUCUUGAUUUAAUUGAGCAUUAUAGCUGAAAUUCUGAUUUCAAGAUGUUUUGCUCUUUAAAAAUAGAACAAAACACUGAUUGUGAGCCUACUUGGCUUUUUCACGUACAUAUCCUCUCAGUCAAACUGCUCAUUGUCAGGUGUGAAUUGGAGAGAUGAAAAAAGGCAGGGAGUAAUUGGUUUUUCUGGGGUCUGUGAAAUGAAGGCAUUGGAACCAAAAGUCUGUUUCUUGAUGUAGAUAAACUGUCACUCAUUAUGAUUGUAGCUUUUGAUGAAAUGCAAGUGGGAUAAUACUGUUUGACACUGCUUUUCUGCUCAACAGCUUCAAGCAGCUUGGAGCCAAAGCCAGAUGUAAGACUGGUGUCUGCUAAAAGUUAAUGCUUUUAGUAGUAGUUUGAGUACUGCCAAGAACCUGAACUUGCUAAAGAUAGGAACAUUUUUUGUCUAGCUAGAUCCUUGCUGCUUUCUUCUCUACUGCUGUUUGCAUCUGCUGAUGGUACUGAAUGUUUUCUCCCUUACAAAUGUUAUUGCUUGUUUGGUUGAUCUGUAAUACUGUACAGAGGAUGUUUUUUUGCUGUAAUAAUUCUGAAGACAUUGUUUCUCUCUGUAUUGAGGCCCAGUGUCCAAAUGUGUUUCUUGCACUCUAGAAUACAAUAACUUUUUCAUUCUAAUUUAAUAAAUGUAUCAUCUAAACAAAA
Messenger RNA from Oxyura jamaicensis (ruddy duck), 4283 nucleotides. RefSeq names its product toll interacting protein (gene TOLLIP). Gene Ontology annotation, molecular function: ubiquitin conjugating enzyme binding; ubiquitin binding. The record is from RefSeq and is a predicted model, not a curated record. Gene Ontology annotation, biological process: ubiquitin-dependent protein catabolic process. The coding region runs from base 3 to 968 and encodes 321 amino acids. Gene Ontology annotation, cellular component: cytoplasm. The transcript is spliced from 7 exons. Lineage: Eukaryota; Metazoa; Chordata; Aves; Anseriformes; Anatidae.